Molecule: messenger RNA, 128 nt
Organism: Dentiscutata heterogama
Lineage: Eukaryota; Fungi; Glomeromycota; Glomeromycetes; Diversisporales; Gigasporaceae
Source: the annotation of a GenBank genome assembly
CCCAAUUUCAAAAACUAAUCUACAACCAAUAUUAUUUUGUAAUCCCAACUACAAUUAGAUUUUUACACUAUGCUACCCCAACUCAAGCUCCAAAAACCAAACAAAACAACUCUGAAAUUACUUUCUAA